AAUCACUUGUAUCUCCAACCAUUUAGCUUCAGCGCUUGGUAUGCCAUCGGUAGCUGUUAUAUGCAAUUGGCUGAUGAAGAACUUAUUUGGAGUGCCUCCAAUAUUAUCACUCACAAGGACCGAAUAACUGAAUACCAGGCUAAAGCGUUUCACUGCUUCAUGCAGGCCAUUUACCUGGGAAUAAGUCAGCAAAUACAAGAUGGGAACGAAAAGGACCCCAAUCAUCCAAGUGAACAACAUAGGCUUUUCAAUCUAUACUAUGACUUUGGAAACUUGGAAACUGCAACGUCCCCCGCAGGAGGUGCUGGCUUGGUAUAAACAAUCCGUAGACCGCUGUAAACCUUCUCUUGGCCAACAUGGACAUCACGAAGUCAUUUUAGAACCUAUAUACAAACUAUGCGCUGUCUUGAUCAAAUAUUUGUAUCGUCAUCAGAUCCAACCUAAUGAAGUGGCUAGCUAUCUUGAGGAGAGCGACAAGGAUGAUGGAGAGAAGCAGGAUAGCGACAUGAUGGACCAUUCAGCUAACCACGAUGAGGAAUCAGUGAAUAAUAAUACUGCAGAGAUUCCCAAUUAUCGCGAGAGCCAAAACUCAGAUCACCAUCAUGACAACGACACUGUAGAUGGCGAACAAGAACAUGAAGAGCACGAAGAAACAACUAAAACUAUUCAAAGUUCUCAUAGUAUCGCUCAUCUUAAGUCUGAAGAAGCUGCAGCUUAUCAAUUGAUCUUCGACCGAUUAGCCAUGGUUCGAAAAAUCGACAGGAGACACUGGCAUCAUCGACCUAUAUUCAGACAUGCCUGGAUGCAUUACUACAUUUAUCGUGAUGCUGAGCAAGCCAAAGCUGAUAUGAUGCCUUUAUUUGCUCUCAAGUCCAAUUUAAAGUCGCAUAUUAGCAUAUGGAAACCAGGAUUUGAACGACCAGGAAAGCAUUUUGAAUACGCACAUCAAUACACGGUGUUUAUGAUUGAGUUGGCGCAAGUGACCAAUGAUGCCAACACUCUCAAGAUUCUCUGCCGAAAACUUCGCAAAAACCAGCCUGUUCUCUUAUAUGACAAGGAAAUAUACGGAGCUGCAUAUACUGCAUACCUUGAGGUGAUUCAAAAUUACCUACACAAACAUCACAAUUCACAGCAGAAACAGUCCAGUGUUAUAGGCGUAAUUCCUAAAGCACCUUUCGAGAGAAAAUGUGAUGAGUGGCUUAAGGCUAUUGUGGCCAAGGAACCUAAACCUGAACUGCUGGUGUUACUGACGGACUUGUUCGACAUCAAGAAAUUAAAUCAAGGUCACGUAUCGGACUUGAACAGCGAUGAGCUGAUUCGACAAUGCUUGAUUGCGUUAUUGUUUGCAGAAACAGGAAUCAAACAAGAAUUAGUGGAUGUUAUAAUCCCAGUUGUAGAUGGUAACAGCUUUCGAAUCAUUGAAAGAGAUGGAUCUGUGGAAGACAUCAAAAGGAAUGAUUUGGAGGGACCCAAGGUAAUCCCAGCCAAUAUAUUCCACCAAGCCACUCGUUUAUAUCGCUGGCCCCCUACUCAACGGUCCAAACCUUCUGCCAACGAGACCAACAAGAAUGGGUUGACAACACCAGCAGGGACCGUCAGCUCGGAACCAGGGCUCAAUGAUUCCGGUAGUCCUGCACAGCACCCAGCUUCGACCGCUCCGAGGUCAGAAACUCCGCCUCCUCAAGCAAUGCAAGUGGAUACGGAAGACGAUACAGUACCGGCAAGAAGUUCACUUCCCAUCACUGAUUUACUUAGCUCAGGAUGAACGAGAUUGAAAAGAAUUGGAUCGCAACUGUAAAUAAGCAACAAGCAUUCCUUUUCC
This is a messenger RNA of Umbelopsis ramanniana AG, 1822 nucleotides long. RefSeq lists its product as uncharacterized. Lineage: Eukaryota; Fungi; Mucoromycota; Umbelopsidomycetes; Umbelopsidales; Umbelopsidaceae. Gene Ontology annotation, biological process: chromatin organization. Gene Ontology annotation, molecular function: nucleosome binding. The record is from RefSeq and is a predicted model, not a curated record. Gene Ontology annotation, cellular component: HIR complex; nucleus. The transcript has 8 exons. The coding region runs from base 200 to 1765 and encodes 521 amino acids.